AUGAGAAGUAUGUCACAAACCGAAGAUAUACACGCAGUUCGCAUGAAGAGAGAUGGAAAGAAAGACAAAGGAGAUCAACGAGGCAGAACGAAGGGAUUAACUCAAGAACGUAAACAACCCGAACAAAAGCAGCCAAGCAUAUUAAAAUGCAAAUAUUGUGGCAAAACCCAUCAGCGGAUCAAAGACGAGUGUCCAGCGUGGGGAAAGGAGUGCUUAAAGUGCAACAAGGCAAAUCAUUUUGCGUCGCAAUGUCGAAGUAAACAAGGCUCAGAGAAAGGAAACAUUCAUGGGGUCGGCGAGCUGUUUGAGAGUGAGGAUGAAGAAACUGAGUACGUAGAUUACGUUCUAACAGUUAAAGAAAAGUCAGUUAUGUCUGUCACAGAAAACAAGUUUCCCAAGAGAAUCUUUGCACUUAUGGUAUUUCAACGAUCCGAAGCUUAUGCACCUGAAAAAGACACAAACGACGUUGGUGAUGUUUAA
Paramuricea clavata is the source of this 480-nucleotide messenger RNA. The record is from the annotation of a GenBank genome assembly. NCBI's taxonomy places the organism in Eukaryota, Metazoa, Cnidaria, Anthozoa, Malacalcyonacea, Plexauridae.